AUGGCGCGCAGCUCCACGUCCCUGAUCUCGCUGGCCUUGUGCCUGGCCGUCCUCGCGUGCCAGGCGCACCAGGCACUCGCCGCGAGGCAGCUGAAGCACAGCCUUACCUCUGAGGCCGGCAGGGCCCUCAAGCAGGUCGGGGACGCCUUCACGCGCUGGGGGGGCGGCACCAACGGGUACCUCGACGACGGGUCCCGCACCGCCGUCUCGGCAUACGCGCGCGUGGUGAGGCGGGAGCAGCAGUCGCAGGGGUAUGGCCAGCGGCCUGCCGGCGCGUGCGCGCGCAAGGCAGGACGCCCGGCGCCCCGGGCGGCCGGCGACAUGGGGUGUGUGCAGGGGUGGGGGGGGGGCCAACAACGGAGCGGCCCGGGCGCGCGCACGCGGGCGGCGUCCUUGGCAAUACCGCGGCCCCCUACGCCCCCGCGCGCGCGCCGCGGACCCUCCGCCUGCUCCGCGCCGGCGCCCUGA
Monoraphidium neglectum is the source of this 468-nucleotide messenger RNA. RefSeq lists its product as hypothetical. The record is from RefSeq and is a predicted model, not a curated record. The coding region runs from base 1 to 468 and encodes 155 amino acids. The transcript has a single exon. Lineage: Eukaryota; Viridiplantae; Chlorophyta; Chlorophyceae; Sphaeropleales; Selenastraceae.